Aspergillus wentii DTO 134E9 is the source of this 1419-nucleotide messenger RNA. Its product is annotated as TAXI family TRAP transporter solute-binding subunit. The transcript has a single exon. The coding region runs from base 250 to 1269 and encodes 339 amino acids. Lineage: Eukaryota; Fungi; Ascomycota; Eurotiomycetes; Eurotiales; Aspergillaceae. The record is from RefSeq and is a predicted model, not a curated record.
CUUGGCCGUCUUUUGAUAUUUCAAAUAUCGACACUCACCUAUCACAUCAUCUGCAGCUUCCCGCUGUAUACAGGGUUGGCAUAUCAACUAAUUCCAGAUAGUGUUGUUACAUCAGGUAUUCCACCGUUUCCAUCGUACAGCUCGUUUGACAUCCCUUGUUUAUUUAUGAUUCUUAAUUCAUCGUAAAUACUCCUUGGCUAUCGGUUCAUCCUCAACCCUCAAUCAUCGAUUUCCAUUAUCCACAAUACCAUGACCAAAACACCUGCAAUCAAUCGCUCCGUCACCCUCCACUGCGUCGGCGAUUGGGGACAAGCCAACUUCCACCGCAUCCUAUCCUGGCUCACACAGGAAUUCUGCGAUCGCGCAGGUCCCCAAAGCCGCACUGCCAUCUGGUCCGUUCGCGAUGGAGGCAUCGACACUCUCCGCCAGAUCCAUCACGGCGAAGCGGAUGUGGGCAUCUGUACACCUGCCAAUCUGCUCAAGGCCGCCCUGACCGGAGAAGGCAUGUUUGAACAUACCACUGGCCCAAUGCCUGAUGUCCGGGCGCUGGCUGUUCUUCCGCAGCGUGAUCGGAUGAUGUUCGCUAUUGAUCCACGAUUUGGAGUUACUUCUUUUGCGGAGAUCAGAGAGAAGAAGCUGCCGUUGCGGAUUGCCGUGUCGAGCGAUGAUGGGACGAAUUUCAUCGGGCAUGUGUCGGCACGUCUUCUUGAGGCACACGGGCUGGAUGAACAGACAAUUGUAUCAUGGGGAGGGGCUUGGGUCACAGCCUGUCGUCCUGAGCAGGUGAUUGCCCUCGUAGAAACUGGCAAAGCAGACGCCGUCGUCCAAGAAGCCAUCAUGACGCCGUGGUGGAGAGAUCUGAUCGAAAGCAACAACCUCCUUCCUGUCUCUUUUGACGACGGUGUGAUGAAUCAACUAUCCACUCAACACGGCUUUGACAAGGCGACCGUCCCUGCGGGUUUCUGGUCCGCCGUCAAGGAAGACGUUCAGUGUGCCGACUUUUCCGACUUUCUCGUUCUUGUUCGCGCCGAUAUGCCAGACGACAUUGCAUAUCUCCUCACAUACUGUUUGGUGGAAACAAGAGGCAAAAUUGAAGCGCAGUAUCUUCAUAUUCCGGCUGAACGAAGUCCGCUUUCAUACCCAAUAGACCCGGUCAAGAUGGCACAGUCGACGGUCCAGCUUCAUCCUGCGGCGGAGAGGUAUUAUCGGGAGAAUGGAUAUUUGGGCUUUCAGAAUGGGAAGAGACAUUGUUGGGAUGGAUUGUAUUGAUGUUGAAGAUAUCUCGGGUGGCUGGUUUGGAUACAUUGUUAUCGGAUAUAUCUCCGAUGCAAAUACGUCCAUCAACAGAAUGCAGGAAUUACUAUAGACAGGAGACGAAUUCAUUUUACUUGAAUGGUUUUAUCUAUUAAUUAACAUCAC